AUGCAAGUAUCACUUUGUUUGUCUAAACCUGUUCAAAACUUGAAGAACCCUCUAAUGGCUGCAUCCGGGUCGGGUUCCAUUAUGUGGUUUAGGAAGGGGCUUCGAAUCCAUGACAACCCAGCCCUAGAAUAUGCUUCCAAGGGGUCUAAUUUCGUUUAUCUAGUUUUUGUGAUUGACCCGCAUUACAUGGAGCCGGAUCCAAAAGCUUUCUCUCCAGGGUCAAGGCUUGCAGGCCUGAACCGAAUUCGGUUCUUGUUAGAGAGUUUAGUAGAUCUAGAUACGAGCCUCAAGAAGAUGGGUUCAAGGCUGUUGAUCAUAAAAGGAGAGCCUAGUCAAGUUUUGAUUCGGUGCUUGAAAGAAUGGGGUGUGAAAAAGCUUUGCUUCGAGUAUGAUAGUGAUCCAUAUUAUCAAGCUUUAGAUAUUAAAGUUAAGUCUAUGCCAGCUGAUAGGAGGGCUGAAUCAUCUGUGUUCGUACAGGAUUAUGCCUCUGCAGCAGGGAUUGAAGUUUUUUCACCUGUCAGUCAUACACUCUUCAAUCCAGCAGAGAUCAUACAAAGGAACGGAGGAAAGCCGCCAUCGACUUACCAAUCAUUUCUAAAGCUUGCUGGACAACCUUCAUGGGCAUCAUCACCACUUUUAACCUCGCUAGCCUCACUUCCUCCCAUUGGAGAUUUUGGAAGCUGUGAGAUUUCAGAAGUUCCAACGAUCGAAGACCUUGGGUAUGAAGACAUUGAACAGGAACGGACUCUUUUCAGAGGUGGUGAAUCAGAAGCAUUGAAGAGAUUGAAAGAAUCGGUCAAUGAUGAGGUACGCUGUUGUAUCCCCCACGAGAAGUGGGUGGCAAAUUUUGAGAAGCCUAAGGGCGACCCUUCUGCAUUUGUAAAACCAGCGACGACUGUGUUAUCACCAUACUUGAAGUUUGGCUGUCUGUCUUCUAGGUAUUUCUAUCAAUGCCUUCAAGAUGUCUAUAAAAAUGUACAGAAGCAUACAUCACCACCUGUGUCUCUUGCAGGCCAGUUGUUAUGGCGAGAUUUUUUCUACACUGUGGCUUUUGGCACUCCCAAUUUUGAUCGGAUGAAGGGCAAUAGGAUAUGCAAGCAGAUACCAUGGAAUGAUGAUGAUGAAUUGCUAGCAGCUUGGAGGGAAGCUAGGACAGGAUACCCUUGGAUUGAUGCUAUCAUGGUCCAGCUCCGCAAGUGGGGUUGGAUGCACCAUCUAGCGCGGCAUUCUGUUGCAUGUUUUCUCACUCGCGGAGAUCUGUAUAAUCGAAUCUACUCACCGAUAUCAUUUGGGAAGAAGUAUGACCCAAAUGAUAUGCCAAAGGAGUACAUCUAUGAGCCAUGGACAGCUCCACCAAGCAUUCAAAGAAAAGCAAAGUGCAUAAUCGGAAGAGAUUAUCCAAAACCAGUGGUAUCUCAUGAUUCUGCAAGCAAGGAGUGCAAGAGUAAGUUGGCAGAAGCUUAUGCAUUAAACCAAAAAUUGAACGGCCAGCCGAACGAAGAAGAUUUAGAUAAUUUAAGGAGAAAAUGGAAUCAAGAUGAAGACUUGGAGCCAAAAACUAGAAGGCAAAGACAAAAGGAUGACAGGAGCAUGGAGAAAUACGUACAAUAUGAAUUCCCUGAAUACUUGACUUUGAAAGCCUCGAGGGUUUCUUACGAUUCUAUGAGCAAGGAAUGCGAGAGUAAUUAA
Molecule: messenger RNA, 1689 nt
Organism: Dovyalis caffra
Lineage: Eukaryota; Viridiplantae; Streptophyta; Magnoliopsida; Malpighiales; Salicaceae
Source: the annotation of a GenBank genome assembly